Fibroporia radiculosa is the source of this 492-nucleotide messenger RNA. RefSeq lists its product as uncharacterized. NCBI's taxonomy places the organism in Eukaryota, Fungi, Basidiomycota, Agaricomycetes, Polyporales, Fibroporiaceae. The transcript has 4 exons. The record is from RefSeq and is a predicted model, not a curated record. Bases 1 to 492 code for a protein of 163 amino acids.
AUGAUAAGCAGAACAUUAUUCCCGCAAAAUCAUCAUCACCAGCACUACUACAGAGGACAUCGCGCAGACACCUUUAUUCCAAACGACGUGAAUGAACUCGUCGAAAUACGGGCAAGGCAAAGGACGUUCAACGGUGCUUAUGAACGCAGCGCUCUGUCAAACUUGGGAUAUGCUGUUGCCAUUCUACGGCUAUUUGACAAACGCUUUACACAAAUCAGUAUCGCCUACACCCUCUUAGCGGGGCUGCUUUACAUCCUGGCCUACUUCCGACAACGUCGCUCGCGCCAUGACUUCGCUGACCAAUAUCGAUACGAGACGUAUAUACACGCGAUCCCAACAGUGGGUCAGACAGGAAAGACCAACUUCGGUCGACCGUUCAUUACAGCAGGGUGGAUAGUCAUGGCUGUUUCUGUUGCUGUUGCCCUCGUCGAGAUCGGGUUGUUGUGGCUUAUAUUGACUAUCGAGCUUUCGCCAGAUUCAGAUUUCUACUAG